Molecule: messenger RNA, 1910 nt
Organism: Raphanus sativus (radish)
Lineage: Eukaryota; Viridiplantae; Streptophyta; Magnoliopsida; Brassicales; Brassicaceae
Product: AT-hook motif nuclear-localized protein 29-like
Exons: 1
Coding region: 906-1781 (291 amino acids)
Biological process (GO): vegetative to reproductive phase transition of meristem
Cellular component (GO): nucleus
Molecular function (GO): minor groove of adenine-thymine-rich DNA binding; DNA-binding transcription factor activity
Source: RefSeq, a predicted model, not a curated record
UUAAUUUAUAACUUGAAUACUAGAUCAGCAACCUUUUAUAAAAGAAAGAUUACCAACUAUUCCAGUUUUUUUUUGUGUUAGUAUUCCAAAAUUCAGAAUCAGAGUCCAUUAGUCGUUAUGAACCGGAAUUAAGUCAUUUCUCAAAUUGUUGAUAAAUUAUAUGUGAUUUCUAUGUAGUAUGUUCCAACAAUGUAAUAGUAUAAGUCUCUUUUUAAAAAUCUUAUGUUCAUAUUAUCUUUGGCCUUAAUUCAUGUUAUUUUAAGCUUGAAUUUUUUAAAUAAUUUAUUUAUCCUCUCCGCUUUAAGCUAUAAGCAAAAAAAAAAAGGAGAAAACGAAUAUAUCCAGAGAAGACAACUCGAAACCCUUGUUUUCUCUUGUAUCAUGCACAUAAUUAAUAAUUAUUUAUACUAUUAAUAUGCGGUAUGUGUAUAUAAUGUAUAUAGUAUUUUAGUAUGCCAAACUAUGAGUAUUAGAUUUAAAUUUUUUAAAAAUGUAAAAGGAAUGAUUUUCAACUAAAUUCUCGUUGUGUCAAUAUAUAUAUUUUUAUGGCUUUCAUCCUUAACAAAAGUACUGCAGAGUCCCUCACUUUCGCACAUGAAGCAAUUUGAAGCUUUUUCAGUUCAUUUCACCUCAUAUCACUUAAUACGACACCGUCUCCAGUGAAAAAAUCUGCUCCUGUCUUGUCCUAAUGCGAGUUAGGGUUUAACACACAAGUAGCACCCGUUUGAGUUGUGUCUCUUUGCUCAUUUUCGUCGGUUUGUGUAACCGAUCAACUCAAGCUAUUGGCUCCUUACUCCCUGAAAUUUGACUUCUCCACUGGAUCUCACCAAAGUUCCUCUAUAUGAAGAAAUCUUCACCCUCACAAUAUCAUUACAUUUGAACCACAAGAAACAAGAACAGCGGUGAUGGACGGUGGUUAUGAUCAAUCCGGAGGAGCUUCUAGAUACUUCCAUGGCCUCUUUAGGUCUGAGCUUCACAACCAACUUCAACAACAGGCUCAACCUCAACCUCAACCUCAUCAUCAGCUUCAGCUUCAGCCAGAUGAUGAAUCUGACUCCAACAAGGACUCGGGUCGACUUGAUUCCGACCCGGUUAACUCUGGAUCAACUCCGGGGAAACGUCCACGUGGACGUCCUCCGGGAUCUAAAAACAAGCCGAAGCCACCGGUGAUUGUGACAAGAGAUAUCCCUAACGUCCUUAGAUCUCAUGUUCUUGAAGUCUCAUCUGGAGCCGACAUAGUUGAGAGCGUCAACACUUACGCUCGCCGGAGAGGGAGAGGUGUCUCCAUUCUCAGUGGUAACGGCACGGUGGCUAACGUCGUUCUCCGGCAGCCGGUGACGAUUCACGGGAAUAACGGUGGAACUGGGGCAGGAGUUGGAGGGGUUGUGACUUUACAUGGAAAGUUUGACAUUCUUUCCAUCACUGGUACGGUUCUUCCGCCGCCGGCGCCGCCGGGAUCCGGUGGUCUUUCGAUCUUUCUUUCUGGCGGACAAGGACAGGUCAUCGGAGGAAGCGUGGUGGCUCCUCUUGUGGCUUCGGGUUCAGUGAUACUGAUGGCUGCAUCCUUCUCUAACGCAACUUUCGAAAGGCUUCCUCUUAAAGAUGAAGAAGAAGAAGGCGGAGGAGGAGGGGGAGGUCCACCACCGGCCACGACAGCAUCACCACCGGCUGGAGCGGGCCCGGGAGGGUUAAGAGGUAAUACAAGUGGUUAUGAUCAGUUUACCGGUGAUCCUCAUUCGCUUGGUUGGGUAGCUGGAGCCCCUUCAAGACCAUCUUUUUAAAUUUGAAAAUUAUGUCCGUAAAAUAGCUAUUAAAAAAAUUAAAAACAGUUUCAUGAUAAUAUAACAAUAACAUUCUCAAUUAUAUUUUAAGUUCUUUUGGUUUUGAAUUAAGUUUAUCCUAAUAUGACU